Molecule: messenger RNA, 1297 nt
Organism: Diabrotica balteata
Lineage: Eukaryota; Metazoa; Arthropoda; Insecta; Coleoptera; Chrysomelidae
Source: the annotation of a GenBank genome assembly
AGAAGAUAGAGGUUAUAUUAGUUUCACAUUUUAAAUCUUUAGAAGUAUUAUUAUUUAAGUCAAAAUACUUUUGAAAGGUCAUAAAGACUAAAAAACAGACUUCGAAUAUUCAACAAAAAUGUCCCAUUGUCGAAGAUUGGGUCCAAACGACAAAGAUAUUGUAAUAUUUGCUACAAAAGAAGACCAUAAAAUACCAAGCAAAGUCAAACUUCCUGAAGUCCAGCCUCCACCAGGACUGAUUUUGGAUAAUGGAGACAUAAAUUGGAACUGUCCUUGUUUAGGAGGAAUGGCCACCGGCCCUUGUGGUGUUGAAUUUAGAAAUGCAUUUAGUUGCUUCCAUUAUUCAGAAGCAGAUCCUAAAGGAAGUGAUUGUUAUGAUCUUUUUAAGACUAUGCAAGGUUGCAUGCAGAAGUUCCCAGCUUUAUAUAAUAAGGAUAUGGGAGACGAUGAUCAUGAUGUUAAUAAUAGUGCAAAUGCUCUGGCCUCAGCAUCAGCAGCUGAUUCAAAUGAAAUAAAAAGUAGUGAUGCCAAACAAUUAAAAAGUGGGAACUCUGUAGAUAAUAAGGAUAAAUAAAAUCGGGUGUACAGUUUAUGUUCUUUGUUUGAGGUUCCAUAGUAGAAGAGGAUCAUUAAUAUAGUUUUGUUUAUUUUGGAAACGAAGAAAUAUAAUUUAAAGUAAAUUGUAGUUGUUUUAAAAAUUUAAUAAUUGUUUGCCAAUUUAGUUGGCAUCAAAAAUAUAUAAAGAUACCAUCUUUGGUCUAUUAUACUACAACUUUUUAUGCCUAUUAAUAGCUGACUUUUGUUUCUGAUGUUAAACAUUAGUUUUUUUCUUAGUUCCAAAUUAGUUCAAUUGGGAUUGCAAUUUGGUUUACUGUAUUAAAUACACUAUUGUAAGUGCCAACUACAAUCUUCCAUUAAGCUACUGGUUAUGCAACAAAAGAUUGGUAACUAUACCCACAUUUCUCUAUAAAAAGACAAAUAGACAAGGAUUUACAACUUUAAUGGCAAAAUGAUUAAUUCUGUACUAUAUUAAACCUUUCACCUAAAACAAAGGACACAACUAUGUAGCUCUUUAGGUGUAUUUGACCUCAUAGUUCUUAGUAUUACAUUUUUGUACAAGUUAAAACUAUUUAUUUGAAAUUGUGUUAUACUUAAGUAUGUGAUACUGAUUUUCCUUAAGUAUAAUGAUGCAAUUAAGCCUUCUGAUGUUUAAAAAGAUAUUGUAUCUUGAUUAUUUGAAACUAUUAAUUUUGUAGUAUCCUGUAAUUGCAUUUAUGUAUCAUUAUUUAUGUUAAUA